Messenger RNA from Glycine soja, 3609 nucleotides. Its product is annotated as probable sugar phosphate/phosphate translocator At1g06470. The record is from RefSeq and is a predicted model, not a curated record. Gene Ontology annotation, biological process: UDP-glucose transmembrane transport. Gene Ontology annotation, cellular component: Golgi apparatus; cis-Golgi network; endoplasmic reticulum-Golgi intermediate compartment. Gene Ontology annotation, molecular function: antiporter activity. Lineage: Eukaryota; Viridiplantae; Streptophyta; Magnoliopsida; Fabales; Fabaceae. The coding region runs from base 569 to 1882 and encodes 437 amino acids. The transcript has 10 exons.
UAUAUAUAUAUAUAAACGUUAGUUAUGUGCCGAAUAAAUAACCCAAAAUCAAAAGAUUACUUUUUAAUUAGCGGGCAAUAAAAUCGAUAAUCAUUGACAUUAACAAGAGGUUGGUGACUCUCUGUUGUUGUGGUGCAAGACAAUAAUCUUCAAACCAAUUCCUCAAAACGCCUAACGCACCUUUCCAUCAAAACCAAGCUUCAGAUCCAAAGCGUGCAAAUUCAGAUCUGUUUCUUUCUCUCUUUCUCAAUCAAUCAUCCCCAGUCAAAGUUCUUGUCUUCAGUUCAAUCCAACCCUAACUAUAGAGUAGCUAUCUAAGAGCUCUGGAGCUGGUUCUUCUUUUGGACUGAUAUAAAGAUAACCUGUUUUUACAUACUGAGUAUUGGUUGGUCCCCACGUGAUGAUUCAAUUAUAGAAGCAGGUCCUGUGCCUGAUCAGUGGUCCAUGCACUAGCUGUGUUAUGCGACGAAGUUUACUUAUGUUGCUGGAUUUGGUGGCAAGUGAUGAUAUUAAACAUAAGCUGGAUGGAAGAGUAUAUACAUGGAUAUAGCUUGAUAUGCAAUAGGAGAUGGUACAGAGUGAAUUGGAUUCUGAGAAUGUUGAGUUCACAGUGAUUGAUGAUGUGGGUAGUGAAAGCCUAGGUCCUGGCAUUCGUAGAGAACUUUCAUUUUCACGUUGGUGUGAUGAUGAUGGAAGGAUCCAUUUGGAUCAGCAAUUAGGUAAUGAAGAUGCUGGUGUAGAAGAUGACUCCGAUUUUGAGUUACCGUUUCCUGAAAAGAAUGAGCUGCUGAGCAGAUCUUUAGAUAGAGAGAGAUUCUUUCACCAAAAGUUUCAGCUGAGGAAUAUGCAAAUGAACGGUAUUGGUACCAUGGAUGAUGAUUCUGUUCAUCGGAGAGGUAAUGGAUCCGAAAAGUAUGUGUCUUUUGACAUUGAGGAUAAGUCUGAAAGAGGAACAAAAGGUGUUGAUUCCUACAUUUCUGUGGGUGGUGAUGGGUCAUUGGGAAAAAGCUUCCAGAAUCCUAUUCAUGCAGCAAAUAUAUUGAAGACAUUGUUUUUGAUACUUAUGUGGUACACUUCCAGUCUAUUUUUGACCCUGUAUAAUAAAAGUCUAUUGGGAGAUCAUAUGGGAAAGUUCCCAGCUCCCUUUUUAAUGAAUACUAUCCACUUCACAAUGCAAGCUGUGUUAUCAAAAUUUAUCACCUGGUUUUGGUCUCACAAAUUUGAGACUAAUGUUGUCAUUUCAUGGGGGGAUUACUUUUUGAGAGUUGUACCAACUGCUUUUGGAACUGCGAUGGAUGUUAACUUGAGCAAUGCAUCUCUAGUUUUCAUCUCUGUCACAUUUGCUACAAUGUGUAAAUCUGCUGCUCCAAUUUUUCUCCUUCUGUUUGCUUUUGCUUUCAGGUUGGAGACACCAAGUGUUAAACUAUCAGGCAUCAUCUUAAUCAUUUCAGUUGGCAUAUUAUUAACAGUUGCAAAAGAGACAGAGUUUGACUUCUGGGGAUUUGUACUUGUUAUGCUUGCUGCUGUUAUGUCUGGGUUUCGUUGGUGUAUGACUCAGAUCCUUUUGCAGAAAGAAGCCUACGGUCUGAAAAAUCCACUUGUCCUGAUGAGUUAUGUAAGUCCAGUAAUGGCAGCAGCAACUGCCCUUCUUUCUCUUGCAUUAGAUCCAUGGGAUGAAUUCCGAGAAAACAAGUACUUUGAUAAUUCAUUGCAUAUUACUCGAAGUUGCUUGCUGAUGCUUCUUGGUGGCACACUUGCCUUUUUUAUGGGAGAGCCAAUGUUAGAGAUGGAGGAAAUGCACAUUUGGUCUAAGAAGGUGGAGCUGCCAGCGUUCAUGGGGACAGAUCCAAUUGGUUGGAUUGUUGGGGCUGAAAAAUUCUGAGGUACAAGAAAUUCCUUCAUUCCAUAAGCUGCAAUAUGCAUUCAUGAGCAUGGAGGGUGUUGUGAUGCGUUGGUUCUACAUUUGGGGCCAAAAGAACCCAGAUUCAGAUUGGGAGUCAUUUUCCACAGCUUUGAUGAAAAGAUCCGGAGAUCACUAUGGUAACCCACACAAAAAAAGAUUAAGUAUCAUGAAGAAAGAAGAACAAAUUGAGACGGAAACCCACAUGAAAAAAAGGGAGACUUCCACAGAGUUCUUGAAAGAAAGGACCAACAUUUCAGAGCUGAAACACAUGCUGCGCAAGAUAUUGAAUGAAGAAGUUGAUUCUCAUGCCUCUUAACAAGACAAAAAUAGCAUGGAGGGAAGUGAGUCAGAAUGCAGUGAAGCAAAGGCUAGUUCUUGGACAAGAAAGGUGAAACUUUCCAGCUUUAAUAGAAGCAUAGAAGGGGGAACUAAUUUAAAGGGUAAUAGUUUUGAGUGUGACAGUGAUCCAUUACAGUUCUUGAAAUCAGAAAACAGAAAUAAAUAAGGUUCCGUAAUCAAGAACCACACCCUUUGUGGUGGAGAAGAAACCAAAAGUGAUGAAGCAAAAUUAGCAAGAGAAAUAAAGAUUGAAAAGGUUAUGGAGGAAGAAGUUGAUCCAUCGAUAAAGAGGGAGAAGCACAAGGAAAAUGGAGUGACGAAUGUGGGCUGCGAAGACGAGUUUCUUGAUAACCCAAUAACAGGUUUGAUCAAAAAGGAAGUUGAAGCUGGUGAUACAACUGAGCCUCAUUCUUUUCAAGUUUCCAUAAAAAGAUUGUUAUGAUGAAACAUAAAUCACUCUUGGACCCAAAUUCGAUCAUGAAGGUGGUUGGAACAUCAAUGGCAUUGGAAUCAUGGAAUUUCAACUUGCUGUGUCAGCCUUUAGCAUUAAACUUUGUUGCAUCUAUGGCUGACAGCUCAGCAGUGGAGCUAAGGCAGAAGGAAUGUACUGAGUCAGUCAUGGUGAUUAAAGUUAUAUGGAGUCCGCCCUUGUCCCUCCCACCACCGAAGCUGCUGGACCUCAGUUUGCUUGCAGGGGCAGUGGGUCGUUCCCAGUUAAGUUACAAGGGGUGCAGUUGUCUUCCAGCAAUCGGAGAAAACUUGAGGAAGUUUCAGUGUGAAAUUCCAGUUUUCAAAUUCCAACCUUGAGGACAAGGUUGAUUUUUAGGAAGGGUGUUGAUAAGCAUAAGCAUAAGCCACACAUCACCAAGGUGUACACCCACAAACAGCGAGCAAGAGAAGCAAUAACCAUGGACCACCAGCAGCAGGGCGCACAACACCCAAGGGGUGCAAACCACCCAACAGUUACGACCCACCCAAAAGGUGCAAGGUCAGAAGAUGUGAAUCAAGGGGACAUGACCCUUGUGAACAGUCACAACCAACCGUUAUGAUCCGCCCUAGGGAUGCAAGGUCAAGAGAUGUGAAUCAAGGGGACAUGACCCUUGGGAACAGUCACAACCAACCGUUAUGAUCCGCCCCAGGGUUGCAAGGUCAAGAGAUGCGAAUCAAGGGGGCAUGACCCUUGGAAACAGUCACAACCAUUCAGAAUAAUUGUGUCCAUUAGAUGUAAUAUAAAUAGAAGUAAACCAGAAUGGGAAAGACACUCUGGAAUUAGGAAGAAUCUGAAUUGUGGAGAGACAGGCUCUCGAAAACCUGUGUAAUAAAAUAUCUCAAAUUAUCUAUAAAAAUUUCUAUUUCAUCUUUUCAAA